AUGGCUACGACAGCUUUGCUUCGUUCAUUUCGACGAUGCAACGCCGUCUCUACACCUCUCUCUGCUUACAGAUACCUUACUAGCAAUGGCAACAGCUCAGCAAGAAUUAAUUGGACAAGUUUUUCAAGAGCUUUCAGUGCAAAACCUGCAGGCAAUGAUGUUAUUGGUAUUGAUUUGGGGACAACCAACUCCUGUAUUGCUGUCAUUGAGGGAAAGAAUCCUAAGGUUAUUGAGAACUCGGAGGGUACACGAACCACACCAUUUGUUGUUGCCUUCAACCAAAAGGGAGAGUUACUUGUGGGCACCCCUGCAAAACGUCAGGCAGUUACCAAUCCAACUAAUACAUUAUUUGGGACCAAGCCUCUGAUUGGUAGACGAUAUGAUGAUCCCCAGAUAAUAAAAGAAAUGGGGAUGGUUCCUUUCAAGAUUGUGAGGGCUCUUAAUGGAGAUGCCUGGGUCGAAGCGAACAGACAACAAUAUUCUCCUAGCCAAAUUGUUGUAUUUAUUUUGACCGAUAUGAAGGAAACUGUCGAGGCUUACCUGGGAAAGAGCGUUUCUAAUGCUGUUAUCACUGUUCCAGCUUAUUUCAAUGAUACUCAUAGAUUCGAACGGAAGGAAGCAUCAGAACUUCCAAUUCAAGACGAACGGAAUGAAGCAUCAGCACUUCCGAUUCAAGACGAACGGAAGGAAUCAUCAGCACUUCCUAUUCAAGACGAACGGAAGGAAGCAUCAACACUUCCGAUUCAAGUUGAACGGAAGGAUGUAUCGCACUUUCAUUUCAAGUAUUCGUCUUUUCAUCAAAAAGCUCAUCAAGUGGCUGAUGGUUUUACUAAACCAUUGGCCAAAGCAACAUUUGAAGUUCUUUUUUUUCAAGUUCAAGGAUGUUCAAGUUCAGAAGAACAGAAGAAGAAGAAGUAG
This is a messenger RNA of Hibiscus syriacus, 918 nucleotides long. Its product is annotated as heat shock 70 kDa protein 10, mitochondrial-like. Gene Ontology annotation, biological process: protein refolding; cellular response to unfolded protein. Gene Ontology annotation, molecular function: ATP-dependent protein folding chaperone; ATP binding; misfolded protein binding. The record is from RefSeq and is a predicted model, not a curated record. Lineage: Eukaryota; Viridiplantae; Streptophyta; Magnoliopsida; Malvales; Malvaceae. The transcript is spliced from 2 exons. Gene Ontology annotation, cellular component: cytoplasm; mitochondrion. Bases 1 to 918 code for a protein of 305 amino acids.